AUGAUGUCAGAGUAACUUCCGGUUGACGAAGUCUAUGCAUAAAAAUGCAGCGACAGGUUUAGAUGAUCUCGAUUGUCUUGAGGUUGGACGGAAUAAUUAAAGAUGUCUGAAAAGCCAAUAAAGAUUGGGACCAAGGUUGAAGUUGUGGGCAAAGGUGUUGUCGGAACAGUUGCAUAUAUUGGAACAACACUGUUCUCAAGCGGGAAAUGGAUUGGUGUUGUGCUUCAUGAAGCUAAGGGCAAGAACAAUGGGACUGUGCAGGGCAAGACUUACUUCCAGUCUCCGGAGGGACAUGGUAUCUUUGUCCGGCAGUCCCAGAUUGUGGCUGUUGAUGACCCUGCCUCUGCUCCUGCCCCUGCCACGCCCGCAGUAAAGACACGCCCAUCCCCUGGUGAUGGGAAGACACCAGCCAGGAGGUCCGGGCUGCGGCCACCUAGCUAUGUUGGGAAGAGUAGUGAGAGUAUACCAGACUCCACAGCAGCAACUGCAUCCCCAAAGAAGGAGGGGAGUGUACCAAAGGACAGUGCCACCCCUGCACCAGGUCGGCGAGAGAGUGGCAUCCCUACCUCACGGCUACCCCGGUCCAGCAAGGAGACAACACCAGUUGAUGACAAGCCGCCUACUGCUGUCCCCACCCCUGCCAGACAGUCGCCACCUGGGGGGCCCACCCCUGCCCAACAAUCCCCACCUGAGGAGGAGAAGAAGCCAGCUGUGGUUGAGAAGGCAGCUGUGGUUGAGAAGCCAGCUGUAGUUGAGAAGGCAGCUGUAGUGGAAGCUCCUAGAAAGUCCCCCUCCAAGCCUGAUCUAAGUGCGAUGACGACAUCAAUAGAUGACAAGAUCUCCAAUCUGCAGCAGCAACAGGAGAUUGAGGGUCUACAAGCAGAGGUGAAGGAUCUCAAUGAGAAGCUGGAAACACUGCGGUUCAAGAGGACCGAGGACAAGGGCAAGUUGAAGGAGUAUGAAAAGGCCAAGAUACAACUGCAGCAGCUUCAAGAGUACAAGAUCAAGAUGCAGGAAACGUCAGCCGACCUUCAGCGGCAACUUCAGGCGUCUAAGAAGGAAGUGAGGGACAUCCAGGAGGCCUUUGAGCGAUACAAGGAUGAGAUGGCGGAUGUUUCUGAGACAAUCGAGAUUGCAACGCUUGACAAAGAGAUGGCUGAAGAGAAGGCAGAAACAUUGCAGGUGGAGAUUGACUCGAUGAAGGAGAAGGUUGAGGAACUGACCCUUGACCUUGAACUUCUCCGAGGAGAGAUCAGUGAGAAAGGCACAGAUGGCGUGGCAGCAAGCUAUGAGCUGAAACAGCUGGAGCAGCAGAAUGAGAGGCUGAAAGAGGCACUUGUCAAGAUGCGAGACUUGUCCAAUCAGGAGAAGCAUGAUUCCCAGAAGCUGGCUAAGCAGAAUGAGAAACAGACGACAGAUAUCAUCAACCUGAAGAAGGACAAGGAACGCUUCCAAUCUGAGGCCUCAGAGAUGCAGGAACAACUCAUUGAACUCAAGGAACAGGUGGAUGCUGCACUUGGUGCCGAGGAGAUGGUAGAGAAAUUGACAGAUAGGAACCUAGAACAGGAGGAGAAGAUCCAACAACUUGUUGAGGAGAAUGCCGACCUGGAAGCGCUUCAUGAAAUGAAUGAGGAACUGCAGGAGAACACCAGGGAGACAGAGCUGGAACUGAGGGAAGAGCUUGACCUUACACAAGCCAAGGUCACAGAGACUCAAAGGAAAUUGGACGCUACUCAGGAAACAAUGGCUGACUAUGAGGCCACCAUAAGCAAGUUCCGUGACUUGGUGUCCCAGUUGCAGGAUGCGAACCGAGAGUUACGCAGCAAACAGCAGGAGUCUGAACACAAAGCGGAAACACCAGCCAUCGAGAUGUUUGACUUCAAGGCUAAGUUUGCUGAAUCUAAGGCUUAUGCUAAGGAUGACAUGGCCAGGACGUGCCCAAAACGGGACCCAUUGUCCUACCAGAAGACUAUUGACAUGGAGUUGAGGAAGCUGGAGGUGCACCAGGCCAACUCCCAUGUCCAGAUGCUGCUGUCUUUCAUGCCAGACUCCUUUAUCAACAGAGGAGGGGAUCAUGAUGCUGUCAAUGUCCUCCUCAUGGUACCACGUAUCAUCAACAAGACAGAACUACUUGCCUCGCAGGUGAAAGACAAGUUUGAAAUUGUUGACGCCAUCACUCGCGAUGAUGUGUUGAAGAGUCACAAGGCAGAGCAGAACAGCUUUGCCCAUGAGCUUGUGUUGAUGCUGAAUACCUUGCAGGGCAUCAUGAGACAGUAUGAGAGUGCUCUGAGCAGCUGUAGCACUGAGCUGUUCACCAAGAUCGGGACGUUGCUGCCGGAGAUGAUGGCUCACGAGAAGGCGGUCGACUACUUCAUAGACUUGCUGAGGAAGGACCAGCUGGAUGAGACAAUUUCCCUGGAACUGCUGGAAAAGUCCAUCAACUUCUUCCAGCAACUGUACUGCGUGCACCUGGUGAAUGAGAAGAUGGACUGUACGACGCUGCUGUCGGACCAGGUGAAGCAGGUGCUGAGUGCCUGUGACUGCAUCACCACCGACAUCACUCGCCUCAAGAUCCUCCUCAUGCCAGGACAGGAGCAGAGUGAGUUUUCCAUCCUAAUGCGUGACUUAGAGACGUGCAACAACGAUGCACGCAUGUGCGCCAGGAAGAUCAAGCGAAGACUCCCGCAGGAAGGUUCUGCCAUCAUCACACCACUCAUGUUUGGAAAAGAGGUCAUUGAGUUGCUGCAGUCAUGCACGAAGAAUGUGUCCCAUGUGGCUAAGUCACUGAUCCACAUCGCCAGUGGGGGCAUGCAGCAGGCUUCUGUCAUGACAGCCGGGAACCUGGAGGCAUAUUCUGAUGCUGAGGGUCUCAUGCCCAAGAAGCUGGAGGAGCUGGCAUACCAGGCCACAGACCGGGUCUACGGCAAGGAAGACAAUGGACCCUAUGAGUGUCUGAGGCACUCAUUUGGUAUUGUGGUUGGGACGAUGAACAAGCUGGCCAAUGCCAUGGAGAAUGGAGAGUACGACUUUGAUGGCACCAGGGACAUGACGGUGGUGCCACCAGUCAAGCAGCGUGCUAACACAGUCAGAUCCCAGAUUGCCGACAUUGAGGUCAUGAAGUUCAAGAUGGAUGCCAAAGACGAUGACAUGAAGGAGCUGAAGAAACAGCUGCGACUCAAGCAAGAAGAGCUCAGUGAGCAGCAGGUCCGAGUGGAGCUGGUAGAGAAGAAGUUGGAGAAUGCCUCCAAGGACGGUGACAGUCGCGUGGACAAGAUACAGAGGAAACUAGAUGAGCUGAACAUCAGCAUGAAGAAGAAAGAGAAGGAGUUUGAGGAGACGAUGGACACGCUGCAGAGUGACAUUGACACACUGGAGCAGGAGAAGCUGGAGCUGAAAGACAGGUUGAAGGUGUUGUCCAAGAAGACGCUCCUGGAGGGACUGACCAGACAGUCCUCGGGCCAGACAGGUGCUGCCUCCCCAGGGGGUGGGGUGGAGGCACCCAUCCAGGACUCUCCGAUCCUGCUACAACAGAACAACUGUCUGCGAGAAGCGCUGCGCUUUGUGAAGGGUGAAAACCUUCGUCUGAGAGCCUCCAAAAUGAGGAACCAGCUGGCCAGCUUGCCCCCACUUCGGAUCCCCAGUAAACCAAUGGGAAUGGCAAACAAGACUGGUCAGGUUGAUAUUGGUGAUCUCCCUGAAAAUGUUCCUGGCAAAACAGAGCUGUCAAAACUAGCCAGGAAGACAGCUUCCCUGCUCGCAGAAGCCAACAAGUUGAGCUGCUGUCCGACUGUAGUGGAUAUCACGAAGAGGAAGCCAGGAUCACAGCCUGUGACUGAGAGCAGCAACCCUACCCGACAACUUGUGGAGCAGACGGCCUCCCUCACUUCCAUGGAGAGACAGAUACAGGAGGUUCAAGUCCAGGUGACAACUCUGCUGGCAUCAUACAGGACGGGCGGCCAGGUCCGUACAGACUUCUCCACGUUCCCAACGCCGCAGUUUGCUCGGGUGCUACAUGAGAAGAGUGGCGACUCCCUGAAGCUAGGAGUGAUUACAGUACCAGUCAAAGGUGGUAAUGGGGAGACAAUCCCCAUCAACGUGUCCCCUGAUCAACUGCGGAGGAUUCACGGGAAAUUCAUCAGCUAGAACAAAGCUUCCACUCAGGCCACAACAAAGCAUCAGUACAGAAUAAAAAUUGAUGAAAAAGAAAAGUGCAUUUGAUUUGAAAAAAAAGAACCCCAGAUGUCUUAUCUCCACACUGCUGUUCUUUUAUGUACAAACAUGAACUUGAAAGUGACAGGUCCUUGACUUGUUCAACUGAGACCUGAUCUUGGAUUAUUUGGCUUUGCAAGUAGGACUCCUGUUGGUAUAUACAUCUGUUGGUUUGUUGUGGCCUCAUUGUGCAAUAUUGAAUAUUUCUAAAUAUUUAUUGUCUUUUAAUGUGCUAUGGGUGGUAAUUGCUGGUGUCUUUGGUGAUCUUUAAGAGCAUUAUAAGUUAUGUAUGUUUGACAUAAUCAUGAUAACCAUUGUUACUUCUCUGUUAUUUCUCAACAACAAGGAUGCUUAUCCCAAAAUCCUCAACAACAAGGAUGCUUAUCCCAAAAUCAGUCAGUAAGGUCUAUAUCCCAUUUCACAAAGCGAUUGUAGAGCCAUGACUGUUACCUCACAAUACCAUAAGAUAGACAUUUGUCAGUCAUAGACCUGCAAUGUUUCACAAAGCUAUUGCAGCACAACUAACUGAACUCCUGUACUGUAACAUAGGAUGAAGUGAGUCAUAGUGACAUGAUAAGUUGAAAUGAGGCCUUGGAUCCAGGACCUUGUUUCAGUCAUGGUAACUUCUAAAAUUUAAUACAAGAACAGUCAGAAAGCUGCUUUUGCUUUGUGGGUCCGUGAUCUAACAUUGUCCUUCAGAUGCAGACUAUGCCAUUGGUCACCUUCAUGCAUGAUACAUGCUCCUAAAAACUAUGUCACCUUGGGCUGAAAAAACUUCCAAAUAAUGACCACUGUUUUGGUGCUUGAUAGCAACCCAUCUGUGUGGUUCUAAGAUAUUCAGGAUUAAUAAUGGCAUUGAAUAAGGUCCCCAAGACUUUCGAGGAGAAUGAUCAUCCCAUUUUUGACAGGUGAUCAAUGGUUUUCGACAAGAUUUAGACUGAGUAACGUAGAAAUCUUCUAAAUUCUACUUAAUCUGUCUGUAGCUGAAUCUACAACUCUGACAUCUGUAUCAUUAUCCAUGCAUCCUCUGGCAUAUGUCAUUCUGCAUGUGUUGCAGCAGAGGGGGGUUGUCUUCCCAUUUCAUGACAUGGUGAUGGGUUUAUCUUUAGUGGCAUUAAAAACCUGUAGUAUCAGUAUGUAAAGGCAGCGUUAACUUUUGGAUUUCAGCUUAUUGUUUCAGGUUUACAUAUCAGUACAGGUUCUAAUCUUUAUUUUGCAAACGAUGUGUCUACCUUGUGUCUACCAUCUUCAAUAUAUGUAUAUGAAAACGUUCAGAUGCCAUUCAAAGAUUGUGUUUACACUGUGCUAGAGCUGUAACACCUUCCUGUACCUCUGCUGCCAUGUUGUAGAUUAUUGUCAUUGUGCUUUAUGACUGCCAGUAAAGCUCUUGCCUUCUAA
Molecule: messenger RNA, 5607 nt
Organism: Haliotis rubra (blacklip abalone)
Lineage: Eukaryota; Metazoa; Mollusca; Gastropoda; Lepetellida; Haliotidae
Product: dynactin subunit 1-like
Exons: 37
Coding region: 103-4143 (1346 amino acids)
Biological process (GO): nuclear migration; establishment of mitotic spindle orientation
Cellular component (GO): spindle pole; microtubule associated complex; axon
Source: RefSeq, a predicted model, not a curated record